This is a messenger RNA of Hymenoscyphus albidus, 2105 nucleotides long. Lineage: Eukaryota; Fungi; Ascomycota; Leotiomycetes; Helotiales; Helotiaceae. The record is from the annotation of a GenBank genome assembly.
UCUUGAGGUGAGGUCAGGGGAAGCUGGGCCACCUCGUAUAGCUUCCAUUUUGGAGCAGCUCUGGAGUAUCUUCACCUUCACCCACGCAACUUGACACUUUUUCGACCAAUUACAUACACGAUCUCUGGCUCUAAAGACCAGUCUUGCUAACAUACCAGUGUAAUACAAAACGACGUCCUUAACCUCCCACCUGUAUCACUGCCUUGCCAAAGGCGGAGAAGUUAACCAUGACUUCUCCUACACCACCAUCUUUCGUACCGACUGAGACGCCUCCACGCCAUAAUACAGCAAGCCCCAAGUUUGGAGGAGCCAUUAGCCACCGUUCUAGCUUUGCUGAAAACUUGAGACACUCUCCACGCUCUCAGCGACACCCAUCAUUCACACAAGCUGCCGUGCAGGAGCUACUCAUUCAUCCCCCUUCUUCGCGGACCGGCGAUCCGAGAUUUGUUGGUAGAGAUUGGAGGAAUAUACAUGUUGGUGAACUUGUGAGACGGAAUGAAAUACGAUGGGCAGAACUCGACACCGAUGUCCAAACCGCUACGAGCGUAUGUGAUGCCAUUUUUGAAGAAGUUUCAGAGAGCCAGAGCACCAGUUACUAACGUUGCACAGCUAUUAAUCGAAGCGGGACCUCCAAAUGUUGUUCUUUUGCGUAAAAGUUCGAAUGAUAAAACCGCAUGUGGAACCUUCGAUUACAAUGACCUCAAUGCCUACCUCCUUGUCGUUGUCGGACUCGCGAAUCCAGAACAGGGGCAGUUGGAGGAUUUUGAUUCAUUAGCUAAACGGGCUCGCGAAAAUACCAAAAUACCCCUUGGAGACAUCGAGCAUCUACGGAACAAGGAACCUCUUGUCACACUAUCGGAGUCCGAUGAUCUCUCUAAAGCAAUGGAGCAUUUUGGGAGUGGCAUACACCGAAUUCUCGUUUGCAAGGAGGGGUCGAGCGAGGUUGUUGGGGUUCUCAGUCAGUUGAAGCUGGUUAAAUUUCUGUGGGAUAAUGCCCCCAGUUUCCCAAAUAUCGACCAGUUAUACCCGCAUACCCUGAAGGAUUUGUCGGUUGGACUACCUUCUGCUGUUGCCAUCAAGUAAGAUACCCUCUUAAAUUCUGGGCCUGCAGCACUAACGUAAAUGUAGCGGCGAUAAACCAUUGAUGGAAGCUCUUCAGCUCAUGUCAAACGAGGGUCUUACCAGCGUUCCAGUUGUAGACAACGCACUGAACGUAGUUGGAAAUAUUUCGACAGCUGACGUCAGACUCCUUACUAGUUCAGCUAGUCUUCCACUACUGAAAUCGACCUGCAUUCAUUUCGUCUCAGUAAUUCUUUCCGAAAGGGGAAUGAAUGAUGGAAAAGAUACAUUUCCAGGUGAGAAUGAAAUUCCAAAAUCGAAGGACAAUAUCACUAACAAUGCAACAGUUUUCUACGUCAGCCCCUAUUCCACAUUAGCCCAUACAGUUGCAAAACUAGUAGCAACAAGAUCCCACCGCAUGUGGAUCGUUGAAUCUUCCUCACCAUCCCCUUCCAACCCCGCCACACCUCUUUCAACGCCAUCCACCAGCCACGCAGCCCUCACCUCGCCCAUAUCUUCAAACCCCGCUUCCCCAUCCCUCUCAGGUUCAUUCCCUGCCAUUUCCGCGGCCUCUCUCCCCGGCGCAAGAAUCUCUGGCCGUCUCACAGGUGUGGUAUCUUUGACAGACGUCCUGAAUCUCUUCGCUCGCCAAGCCGGUCUCCACCCAUCCAACCCAAAUGACCAGCGUGAACGAAGACGUAGAAGCUCAAGUUCAUCAAUGAGACCCAGUAUUGAUUCAGCUAGGGGUUCCAGCCUUGAUUUGAGGAGAUGAAAGCAUCGCAUGUCUCUGGGGUUUGAUAUGGUUCAUUGGGGAACAUGCAUUUUGAGCAAGCAUAGCAGCGUGGGCGUUUUUUAAGCAAAGGUUAAUUUGAGUCCAUUUCGUGGGGAUAUUGAUUGAAUGAACGGGCGUUGGGAAGACUUUUCGUGCGUUUUUUUAUUGAUGAGGUUGUGAGAUUGAGACUUUUCUCUCUCUCUCUCUCUCUUUUCUUUUUGCGUGAUGGGGCUUGAGUGAGAAUGGACGGGCGCGCGGGCGGGCAUAUUUCUGG